UAAAAAAUAUAAUCUUUUAUAUUUUUUCGAUUUUUACAAGAAAUAUUUUAAAAUGUAGACAAAUUAAGAUUUUUUUUAAUUUAUUAGUUUGGGACGAAACAAAAAAAAGAAGUAUUAACCUUGAACAGCAAAUUAUGAAAAGAGGAAUUUCCAGGUGUGGUGAUCUAAUAUACAUAAUAUAUAAUAAUAUAUAAGUGUAGAAGCAUGUAAUUUAUCAAACUUGUGCUAUUUACUUUUUGCUCUGUAUAACAUAGCAGAAUAAAAGAGUAUUUAAAAUAAAUUAUAUCGAAUAAAUAAUUCAAUAAGAUAAUCAAGCUAGAUAGAGAUAGUUUGUUUAUUUCUUUUAUCUUGAAUAUUGACUACGAUGCAAUGUAGUGACUUAACAGGAAAAUCCAAUGUAUUUGCAUAGGAAUUUUUAUAAUCGAUCAUCUUGCAACACUGAUUAGUUGCUGUUACUACUUGCUGUUCGCCACUCAACUUGUCUGUAGCUCAACUAUAAAAGUACGCGAACAAUUCUUUUCGUUCAGGAAAUUCUUGAUCUUGUUACAUUAAAGAAAUUUAAAUAAUAAUAAAGUUUGAAAAAGAACGAAAGAGAGAAAGAAAAAAUAAAAGUGGAUGUAUAAAAGAUAUAAAACAAAGGCGAUUGAUUAAUCAAAAUGUGGUUGUUUUUUCUAAUAUUAGCUAUUGCUUCGAGUAGGAGUGUAAUCGCAUUUCCACAGAACGAUUUAACCAAUUUGAACAAUAUUGAGAUUCAAACGCUACCUACCACAUUCGAAGUAGAUGGAUUUAUUUUUGAUGGACCAGCAAAUAGACCAUUACGGCAAACUUCCACAACUGUAACAACUACUUCUACAGCAGCUACUGUUGAUCCUCAAUUCGAUCAGUGUGUUGCAACAUGUCGUACAACACCCGAAUAUAAUCCUGUAUGUGGAACAGACCAAGUUGAAUAUAAAAAUCCUGGGCAACUAAGUUGUGCAUCUAUGUGUGGAAAAGAUGUUUCAUUAAGACAUUAUGGACGUUGCACGACUACGAAAAUAAGAGGAAGAUAAUGAUAAUAGUUUGAAUGUUUUACUGAUCAGGAAUAUUAAUAUGCAAAUUAUGAAUGUUCUCUGUUUAAGAAGACUGUUUUAACGCAUAGUUGCGUAAUUGUUUUUUCGUCCUUGUUUCAUUUUUAAUACAAGUUUUAAUUGAAAA
Apis laboriosa (Himalayan honeybee) is the source of this 1194-nucleotide messenger RNA. RefSeq lists its product as uncharacterized. The transcript has 5 exons. Lineage: Eukaryota; Metazoa; Arthropoda; Insecta; Hymenoptera; Apidae. Bases 657 to 1049 code for a protein of 130 amino acids. Gene Ontology annotation, molecular function: protein binding; serine-type endopeptidase inhibitor activity. The record is from RefSeq and is a predicted model, not a curated record.